This is a messenger RNA of Hyaena hyaena (striped hyena), 1793 nucleotides long. It is a transcript of the gene CLDN11, whose product is annotated as claudin 11. The coding region runs from base 127 to 750 and encodes 207 amino acids. Gene Ontology annotation, cellular component: plasma membrane; bicellular tight junction. Gene Ontology annotation, molecular function: structural molecule activity. Gene Ontology annotation, biological process: bicellular tight junction assembly; cell adhesion. The transcript is spliced from 3 exons. The record is from RefSeq and is a predicted model, not a curated record. Lineage: Eukaryota; Metazoa; Chordata; Mammalia; Carnivora; Hyaenidae.
CCGUCGCGGGUCGGCGGCUCUCGAGCGCGCGCGAAGGCGCGAGGGAGGAGCGCGGCAGGCGCCGUCCAGCCCCGGCGCACGCACAGCUGGUGAGGGCCGAGGCCCGGGGACGCCAAGGUGGCCGCGAUGGUGGCCACGUGCCUGCAGGUGGUGGGCUUCGUCACGAGCUUCGUGGGUUGGAUCGGCAUCAUCGUCACCACGUCCACCAAUGACUGGGUGGUGACCUGCGGGUACACCAUCCCCACCUGCCGCAAGCUGGACGAACUGGGCUCCAAGGGGCUGUGGGCAGACUGCGUCAUGGCCACGGGGCUGUACCACUGCAAGCCCCUGGUGGACAUCCUCAUCCUGCCGGGGUACGUGCAGGCUUGCCGAGCCCUGAUGAUUGCAGCUUCAGUCCUGGGUCUGCCGGCCAUUCUCCUCCUGCUGACGGUUCUCCCCUGCAUCCGAAUGGGCCAUGAGCCCGGCGUGGCCAAGUACAGGCGGGCCCAGCUGGCUGGCGUUAUGCUCAUUCUGCUAGCUCUCUGUGCCAUCGUCGCCACCAUCUGGUUUCCUGUGUGCGCCCACCGCGAGACCACCAUCGUGAGCUUCGGCUACUCCCUGUACGCAGGCUGGAUCGGUGCCGUGCUGUGCCUCGUGGGUGGCUGUGUCAUCGUCUGCUGCGCUGGAGAUGCCCAGGCGUUUGGUGAAAACCGUUUCUACUACUCUUCGGGCUCCAGCUCCCCAACCCAUGCCAAGAGUGCCCACGUAUAAGAGGCCGCUAGCCUGUCCAUGGAGGUGCUGCAGAUACUGGGCCCACGGCCCUCGGUUUGCUUGCUACAGGUGGGGGAAGCCCACUCCGCUGCCAGGCUCCAAAGCCAAAGGUCCAGAAAAGCAUCCUGUCUGGCAUUUUUUUAGUCUAACACCCCGCUCCCCAUUUAUUGCCUUAAAUCUUUUGCUCAGAAAAUGCCCACACACUUUUCUCAAGGGUUUGCCCACUGUUAGCUCUUUUCUUGGGCAUUACUUUGUUGUUCACCAGUAUGUAUACAUAUGUGUGUAUAUGUAUAUGUAUUUUCCUCUCUCUCUUUAAAUUUUAAAUAUCUUGCAAACAUUGCUGAGGUGGGUGUGGCGAGAGAAAUAAAAGACACUUUUCAAACUGUUACAGAUGACAAUGGGAGCUUCAUAAAGAUGCCUUUCUGUUUGCUCCCUCCUCUUCAGCUCCAAGGUCAUUUAGUUAUAAGCGAUAGAAAAAAAUAGAACGGGGGACAUGGGGUGGGGAGGGAGGGAUUGUGGAACUUUCCCUCCAUGGGAAACUUUCCCUUUUGUAAGUCAAGGGCAAGGGGUGGGGAUAUUUUUUAGUUUGUGAUUUUACAUUUAUCUGUACAUACUUUUUCAAGUAAGUUUGAUCAUUUUUAUAACCAUGGUUUUCCUGAAAUUCUCAAUUCAUCAGUAUGAAGGAAAUGUACCGAAUAGACUUUAAUUAUGUGAUAAAUAACAGUACAAGUGAAUAUAACUGUGACUGACAUUCCACAAAACAUUUUUGGUUUCCAGGUUUGGAUGAUGUAGUUUUUAAUCCUACACUUGCGUGUGCUUCAAAUUAACACAUUUUUAAAGCCUUUCCCCCAUUCUCUAUUUUCAUUUUGUUAGCCAUCUUGAAGGGAUAUUGUUUAACAUAAAUUAUGCUGUUGAAUUUGGCUUUACGGGUGUAAACACUGAUGGCAUAUCAGUAUCUGAGACCCCAAACUCUCUAAACAUUGAUGGUGCAUUUUGUUCUUUAAGUGAAAUCUGUGCAAUAAAAUAACAGACUGUCUGCACAA